Hyaena hyaena (striped hyena) is the source of this 915-nucleotide messenger RNA. Its product is annotated as olfactory receptor 4C11-like. The transcript has a single exon. Gene Ontology annotation, cellular component: membrane. Gene Ontology annotation, biological process: G protein-coupled receptor signaling pathway. The coding region runs from base 1 to 915 and encodes 304 amino acids. The record is from RefSeq and is a predicted model, not a curated record. Gene Ontology annotation, molecular function: G protein-coupled receptor activity; olfactory receptor activity. NCBI's taxonomy places the organism in Eukaryota, Metazoa, Chordata, Mammalia, Carnivora, Hyaenidae.
AUGGAGUUGAAUAGCAGUGUGAAUGAGUUCAUUCUGUUUGGGUUAACACAGAAUGUUGUAAAGGAGAAAGUAGUGUUUGCAGUCUUCUUGUUUCUGUAUCUCACAACCCUUUUGGCAAAUUUACUUAUUGUGAUGACUAUAAGAUACAGCCGGACACUUGAGAACCCCAUGUACUUCUUCCUUUUUUACUUAUCCUUUGCUGAUGCUUGUUUCUCAUCAACCACUGCUCCUAGGUUAAUAGUAGAUUCUGUAUCUGAGAAGAAAGUCAUCUCCUACAAUGAAUGCAUGACCCAGAUUUUUGCAGUUCACUUCUUUGGGUGCAUGGAGAUCUUGGUGCUCAUCCUCAUGUCCUUUGAUCGCUAUGUGGCCAUUUGUAAGCCCCUGCGAUACACAACUAUUAUGAGUUGGCAUGUGUGUGGUACACUGGUGAAUCUAGCUUGGGUGGUGUCUUGUAUCCAUUCUUCUGCACAGAUUUUCUUGGCUUUGAAACUACCCUUCUGUGGACCCAAUGUUAUUGAUCAUUAUUUCUGUGAUAUGCCACCUUUGUUGAAACUUGCAUGCAUGGACACUUAUGUAAUCAAUUUACUCAUUGUCUUUAACAGCGGGGCUAUCUGCAUGGUGAGUUUUUUAGUCCUGCUUAUCUCUUAUAUUUUCAUCUUACAUUCUCUGAAUGACCAGAGUGCAGAAGGAAGAAAGAAAGCCCUCUCUACGUGCACUUCCCACAUCACUGUUGUCAUUUUAUUCUUUGUUCCUUGUAUAUUCACAUAUACUCGCCCUGUAACUACAUUCCCAUUGGACAAGAUGGUGGCUGUGUUUUACACUAUUGGGACACCCUUGCUCAACCCUCUGAUUUACACUCUGAGAAAUGCAGAAAUGAAAAAUGCCAUGAAGAAGUUAUGGUGCAGCAAACUCUGA